Molecule: messenger RNA, 692 nt
Organism: Rhododendron vialii
Lineage: Eukaryota; Viridiplantae; Streptophyta; Magnoliopsida; Ericales; Ericaceae
Exons: 3
Coding region: 144-452 (102 amino acids)
Source: RefSeq, a predicted model, not a curated record
CCACAUGUCAGAUCUUGGUCGUCCAUCCAUUUAGCCUAAGACUAAUCCCUGCCGUCCAUACCAUCCACCAAGAACCCCUAAUCUAGCGUUCUGUAACCUCUGUUGCAGGAAAACCCUAACGAUCUUCUGGUUCAGUUAUAGCGAUGGCGAAGAACAGAAACAAGAAGAAGCUUAAAAAUGGAUCUACAGCUAUGGACAUCGCCUCCGAUCAGACGGUCGCUGAUCGCGUUCUAGCAAUGGAUACCUCAGAGUCUGCAGCUCCAAACCCAUCUAAAAUCGCUGCCCCCAGCAGGAGUUUGAAAAGGGGUGUACAGAUGAAAAGAUCAAAGAACGUCCGAAAGAUGAAAGCCAUAGCCAAAGCAGUAUGUAAAAGUGAGAAAUCAGUGGAGAAAAUUUUGAAGCACGAAACCAAGAUAUCGAGAACGCAAUCUGCAAAAAAGCUCUACGACUGAGUGACUUACUGCAUCUGUUCAAUAGAAUAGGCUUAGGACCAUAACAUCAUUUUUGUGGUUUUUGUUCCAACUCUGUAGUAAUUUCCCUUACAAGGUUGAUUAUGGACAACAUUUUCAGUAAAACUCAUCUGAGCAGUUUCAAUUCCAAAUAACUGCAUUUGCAGUAACUAUUCAGAAUUGGUUGUGGGGUUCAGCUUAUUCCAUGUAUUUAUAGCAUCACAAAGUAAGAAUUUGUUUCAA